GGCAGAGAUUGAGUUGACUUCACACAGGAAAAUCUUAACGCAAUGAAAUACACUCUUUCACUUGUGAUGGUGGCUGCCAUGGUGGCUUGCGUCCAGGGAAGUCGCAUUAGCUAUAGUGGCUAUGGAGGAGGCUAUGGUGGCUACGGAGGAGGCUAUGGUGGCUACAGAGGAGGCUAUGGUGGCUACGGAGGAGGCUAUGGUGGCUACGGAGGCUACGGAGGAGGCUAUGGUGGCUACAGAGGAGGCUAUGGUGGCGUCUAUGGAGGCGGUUAUGGUGCCUAUGGAGGAGGUUACAGAGGAAGCUAUGGAGGCUACGGUGGUGGCUAUGGAUACGGCAAAUGAGGACUACAAUAAAAAAAACAAGAAACUACACAUAUUCUUUCUUCAAAUUAUGUGAUUUUUGGAUAUGAAUAUCAGUAUAC
This is a messenger RNA of Penaeus indicus, 422 nucleotides long. RefSeq names its product neuropeptide-like protein 31. The record is from RefSeq and is a predicted model, not a curated record. Lineage: Eukaryota; Metazoa; Arthropoda; Malacostraca; Decapoda; Penaeidae. Bases 43 to 342 code for a protein of 99 amino acids. The transcript is spliced from 2 exons.